Messenger RNA from Thelazia callipaeda (thelaziosis nematode), 336 nucleotides. Lineage: Eukaryota; Metazoa; Nematoda; Chromadorea; Rhabditida; Thelaziidae. The record is from the annotation of a GenBank genome assembly.
AUGGUAAGGUGUUGGCGUGGUACACUCACGCAACCAUUUGGCUUGAAACUUUUCUGGAACAUCCAUCAUGCACACCCACGAUUUCUCAAUAAAACUGUUCUUGUUAUCAAUAAUGACGUCGCGUCAGCAUUUCAUCUACUCAACAGACUGAUGAAUAAUGAAGGCUUGUUGGAUAUUCUUCGCAAGACACGUUAUUAUCGAAAACCAUUCAUGCAAAGGAAUGAAUUAUCAAGGCAAAUUUCAAAGGCAAUUAUCAAAGAAGAUAUGCAAAAAAAAAUUCAGUUCCUGAUGCGGAAAAACCGUCCUGAUGCAUAUCCAGGCCAAAUUACAAUGUGA